AUGAUUCUGCCACCAGAGAUAGUAUAUGAGGUACUGACAUUCCAGUUUUAUGACCUGAUGUCGAAUGACCAUCCAAGCACUCCAGAAAAGUUCUACUCAAACUUACGAAUAUUUCUGCGGAGUAACCUUACAGUGAACAAGACUUUCUACCAUAUCUGCCGGGUUUUGCUGUAUCGAUACCUCAACUUUACGUCCGCUAGAGGGUUUUAUAAACUGUUAGAAACGCUAAGAAACAGUCCCGAAGUUUUGCGCUAUAUCGAAGUAGCAGACUUCCAGGAACUAACGUCUAUUGGGCUAGGAAGGACAGGUGAAAUGAACAAAAGCAUCAAGAAUCUGACAAACGAGACACUAUGGGAGUUUUUGGGCUACACACGCAACAGUCUCAGGGAGUUUCUGGCCAGUGAACACAUUCAGGCAGAUCUAGACGAACGCAUCAUCAAUUUUCUUCUGAAACCAGGUACAGUUCUCAGCGUCGUUGAUUUUUGUGGCUGUUCUCAGGAUAGCUUCACCAGCACAUUUUCCACUGCGGUACAGCAACUCUAUAACAAUGAUGAACCAAUUGCGUACAAUUAUCAAAUGACAGCUCUUGGCUUGAAUGACUGCACGACUAUUGAGCCCAAAACGUUGGGCCGGCUUUUAAUGACCCUCCCAGAGCUCCAGAAACUAGACCUCACUCGCACUGCAAUUGAUGACCGUACGCUCAUCAGUGAUGUCCCGCAUUUGAAGCAUUUAACGCAUUUAUCGUUGGCAAUGUGCCAUCAACUUACUCCUAGAGGAGUCUUGGAGUUCUUCAGUUACCACCCCGCAAUAACGGACAAAGAUAACAUUUCGACUUUACAGUGGCUCAACGUUCAAGUUCAUUCUCACUCCUCCUCUUGGACCGACGUACAACUGAUGUUUCUACUGAAGAAGCUAUGUUAUUAUGGCCAUAACAAAACCCUGCAGUAUCUUAACGUUGGAGGCAUGCCAAUGCACAUCAACGAUGAUAUAACUGCUGUGAGAUCCUCGCAUUACUGGCAAUGCCAGGACACGCUUCAAUUCAUUAAGCUCAACUUCCCGCAGCUGAAAAGUCUAAGCAUCAGAGACAACAACAUACCCAUUCCCAAGCUAACCCAUUUCCUGUCUCCACUUGAAAGCAAAGAAGUUCCAAAUCAGCAUUUGAAGUUUCUCAACAUAGUCAACAAUUCUUACAUCAACAGAUGGAGUAUACAGGAUCCUGCCAUCUUUUCUCAUUCAAAAAGUUUAUGUGCUCUUGAGAUGUCGUUUGACCCUUGGCAGCAAAUCGAGGCAUCUAACCCGAGGCAUGAAAUCAAUUGUCGAUUGUCCAACGGCUCCUCGCUAUUUCAGGACUAUUCUGCGGCGCCGUUGGUCAAAUGGAAAUGUUACAUCGGAUCCGCAUAUGGCAGAAGACACUGGAUUUACAGAACUGACGACUACCUUAACCGGGACGAUUUGGAAACCAAAGGGUUUUUGACCAGAUACGAUACGCAAGGGAAUAAGAUUAUUGACAUUGUGAAACAUCCUGACUUUUUGAAGUUUGCCCAGACCAAGAUCAUGCUUGGGUGUGGAUUGGUCGCUAAAAGUCGAGGUCGGAGAAAUCUCACUUAUCGGGACCAUAAACCAGCAGUAUCUCGUUUCCUCAACAGAAAUAAGGAUCUGGAAAUUAGUCCAGUAAUCGAAUCACCUCAGGAAACUCCGGUGUCCCUGCCCGGUGGAUGGAGAGUGAUUGAUAACGACCACAACGAGGAGCCCGAAAUUAGCGUUCCGGAAGAAAGCGCCGAUAUGACACCCCCAAAUUCAAGAAGCGGCCUGUAUUGGGAUCGUUCAAUUACGAACCUACAAGAACAGGUACCACCGGUUGAAACAGACGCUGAUUAUUUUGAUAGCCCGGAGUUGCAACGCCGUAGGUCAGCGUUGAGUUUGCUGAACGGCCAUUUUGGCGGUAGACAUUCGCUUGAAUCCCGGAGAACCGAAAUGGACAUUGCAAGACUUUUAGGAUCCAGUGGCACUCACUUGUUGGAGCGUUUAUCGCGCAGCGAACUUGGCGAGUACUCGGAGACAUAUCGCAUGCACCUGGUAGUGGCCACCGAGUACAACGUGUUUGGAUGUUUGGAGCGUGGCAUGUACCGGUACUACAGUUUGAAAUCGUGA
Molecule: messenger RNA, 2151 nt
Organism: Lachancea lanzarotensis
Lineage: Eukaryota; Fungi; Ascomycota; Saccharomycetes; Saccharomycetales; Saccharomycetaceae
Gene: LUG1
Product: LALA0S08e07756g1_1
Exons: 1
Coding region: 1-2151 (716 amino acids)
Biological process (GO): SCF-dependent proteasomal ubiquitin-dependent protein catabolic process
Cellular component (GO): SCF ubiquitin ligase complex
Molecular function (GO): protein binding
Source: RefSeq, a predicted model, not a curated record